ACAGUCUAGAGGAAGCACAUGCGGCUCAAACUCCGGUAGUAAUCAUGGUGGUGAAAAAGAAGACACCCAAAGUUGAGGCUGUGGUGCUUGAUGGAGACAAGCUUUCAAAAUUAAUAGCAUCAUUGUCCAUUGAUGGAGGAGAGAAUGGGGUUCAAAAUCUUGCUAAGACUCUACAGUCCUGUUUGGAGUUGACAGACCCAGUGCAGCAAAUCCAGCUGGUUAAAACGGCAGGGGCACAGUUGGAGGCAUUGACAGAAGACCUGCCUGAUGGCCCUCUGCUCGGAGCCUGUCUGCACACACUAGCUUUAGUUUACACUUCACUGCAGCCCAAGAACCCGCUAAGACGUGCCAUUGCAAGUGCCUUAGGUUCAGUCCCAGUCUGGUUAGUGGAUCGUGUAGUAGUGUCUUUAUCAUCUUGCCUCUCUGACUGUCUGUCCAAUCCUGCUUCAGACAAGUUCAAUCAAAAUGUUGAUAUCAUUGCUGCUUGCCUUGAUGGCUUCCCAGUUGGUGAAAAGUGUAUUAACAAGCUAUUACCUGAAGUGUUGGAGUUUCUUCAUACAGGCCUGAGUAAAUGCCUCCACCAAAACAGUGAUCUAGCAGGAAGACACAUUGCUCAGGCCCAGCUCAUGCACUCCUGUCUGUCUGCUGUGAAGGCCUCCAUGCUGGUGGUGCAGAGGUCCCAGGACACCAUCUGUGCUUUGUUACAGAGAGAGAAAGAAAAGAGCCAUUUUGAGGACACUUUGAGUAGCCUGUUGGACUGCUACACCGAAAUUCUGACUGAUGAUGAGUUUGUUCAGUCAGUCCAGAGCACAGCAGGGAUGGCAAUGGUUUUGUUGAUAAAGUCCGUCAUGGGAUCUGGAGAUGAAGUUGCAUCAGUGGUGUGCAGUUUUUUGCAUGGUUCAUCAGAGGGAUUGGACCUUGCUCCUCAGUGGUUAAAACAUAGAUGUGAGAGAGUUUUGAUGAGUGGUCAACCUCCUGGAGUCUGUCUGUACCUGUGCCAUGGGGCUUUGGCCAUGUUGAGCUGGAAGGGUGCCAUCCCUGGGCCACAGUGGGAACAACUACUGCUAUUGGUCCCACAAAUUCUGCUGGAGUUAGAUGUCAGUGUAAAAGAGUCAAGCACAGCUAUGGUGGUGGCUCGGGUCUUGACCCUGUGGAGUGGAGCUGCUCUGGAUUGUCUUCAGGGAACACAGCCUUGUCCUGAUGCCCUGCAGAGUCUGAGAGGAGGCUCUGAGCUGCAACAGCGUAUCCUAGAGCACAUCUACUCUCACUGGGAGCACCCUCUGGAUGGAGUGAGGCACCAAACCCGCUCCCUGUUCAAAAACCUGCUGGUCCUGCACCGACUCACAUCCCCCUCAGACUCUAAGCAGGACCCCAGGACAGACCCCUACAUUAAUACCCUCACUCAGAGCCUCCUGGGGCUGGAGUGGCACAUGAGGGGAAAGUACGGCUCACUCAGCUGCUUGGUGGAGCUCCAUGGAGCAGGCUACAUCCUGGAGAUGCAGCCCCAGCUCCCCUCUUGUCUCUUGAGCCUCAUGGGGGACCAGACCCUGGCUCCUUAUGCUAGUGACCUGCUGGAGAGGCUUUUUGUGAGCCACAAAACUCAGCUGUCUGCUCAAGCUGAAGAGGGCCAGGUAGAGAACUGGAUGCAUCAGUGGCAUGUGACCUGGGUCACUCCUCUGCUGCAGGUGCUGUGCAGUGCCCGACUGGACCAGACAACCUACAUCCUGGACUAUUUUCUCCCCAAACUACUCCGCUGCAGCCCGUCCAGCGUGUCCCACAUGGUGCAGGCCUUACAAGACAUGCCCCUGUGCAGCUCAGGUCCAACAGGCAGCAGGGGGGCUUUAGGGGCCCUCAUGACCUGCCUGAGAGCAGCCAGAGCCCAGGGGGUGGUCCCUUCCUCAGAGGAGGGUCUUUGGGGAGGACUGCUCCCUCUGUCUCUGCUCCGACAAGCUCUCGCGCACAAACAUGACCAAGUGAGGAUGGAUGCCUUGGGUUUGGUUUGUGAGUCUCACCGCAGCACAGAGACUCUGACCUCACAGGAACUUGAGCUCAUUCAGUAUUUUCUGCCCCCAAAUCUGAACAGCCAAAAUCCAGGGGUCAGGCAGCAGACUGUUAGCCUCUUCAAAAAGCUGCUGUGUCGGGUGAAAGACAGUGCCCAGUUUCUCCAAAAGAAAGCUGGACAAGAGAAAAAUCAGGAGAAGAAGGAUCAAGACCAACAAACACUACAUUAUUAUAAGGAGUUUCUGCGCUGGAUGUGUGUGACACUUCUUGACAUGUUGCUGCCUGGAGCCUCUUUCUCUAAAUGCAUUAUGUGCCUUCAUCUACUCUGUCUGAUGGGACAGAUUUUUACCUUUACUGCAGAUCCAGACAGCUUUGCUCUUGGUGAGGUGGUGACUUCAAAUCAUGCUCAAAAUGUCCUCUACUGCAUUGCCAGCAACUUCCUAGAAGUCAAACAACUGGCCUCAACAUUACUGCGCCAACUCCUCCCAUCCACAGUGGGGCUAAAGGCUGCAGAUCGGAUGGCAAAUGUCCUUCAGGCUGCUCUGGAUCUCAGCACCAGCACUAAGCCCUUUGACAGUGUAACAGCCGCUCAUCUCCUGAACCUCCUGAUCCAUGAGCCAGACCUGACCCAGGCUCUGAGGCUCUGUGCCCAGAGACAGGGCCUCGAGGUUCAGCCUCCAGUCCCACCAGCAGAAGCCUCCCAGACACUUAUACUAGAGAUCAACACUUUGGCAGUGAUCCAGUUCUUACUCCACUGUCUUCAGUCAGAGGUGAUCAAAGCAGAGUCAUCUCUCCUUCAAGCCGCGGCUUCAUUUCCUCUGUAUGGACGAUGUCACUGUAUCACAGCAGUACUCCAGCAGCUUAACACUGGGAAUCUAAGUGAGGCUGAGCAGUGGUGGGCCCUUGUUUCGGAGCUGAUCACAGUUUGCUACAGGACGUCUGAUGUGGUUGCUCCAGUCGUGCAGAGCUCCUCCCCUGAAGGACUUAUCCCCAUGGACAAUGACUCAGAAACUUCAUCUGGUCUGCAGAAAAUCCUUCAGGAGAUUCAGCCUCGAGACACCAAUGACUUCUUCACCAACGCUAGAGAAUUGGAGCCAGAGCAAACUGAGGAGGAAGCAAAAAACUCACACCAUCCUUCACUGAACACAGGAGGAGAGAGCUACCGUGUGACCGCUCAGAUGGUGCUGGUGUGUUGCUGGCGCAGUAUGAAGGAGGUGUCCAUGUUGUUGGGGCAGCUCUGUCAAAGUCUACCCUUGGACUUCACCAACGAGGAUGGAGAGAGGCACCAAGGGCUCAUCACAGAGAAACAGGUGGAGGGGGUGGGCCUGUACUUCCGUCAGCAGCUUCUCCAGUCCCGUCACCGUGGCGCCUUUGAACUGGCUUAUGUGGGUUUCGUGCGCCUCACCGACAUGCUGUGCAGAAGUGGCAGUCAGGCCCUGCAGAGACUGCCAUCCCGCUGGCUCUCUGAGGUCCUGGAGGAGGUCAAAUCCAGUGAUCCUUCAUCCAAACUGUGUGCCACUCGACGCAGCGCUGGGAUUCCCUUCUACAUACAGGCACUACUCUCCUCUGAACCCAAAUCCUCCUCCUGCAGCCUGCUGAAGAUGACCAUGAGAGAGCUGAUCGCUUUAGCCACGCCUUCCUCAGACCGCGACACAGAGCGUUCCACUGUCCCUCAGGUCCACGCUCUGAACAUCCUUCGAGCCCUGUACAGAGACACACGUCUGGGGGAGAACAUCAUCCCGUUUGUGUCUGAGGGGAUGCAGGCUGCGGUGCUUGGCUUCACCUCUGCGGUUUGGGCUGUGAGGAACUCGUCCACUCUCCUCUUCAGUACUUUGAUCACGCGAAUAUUUGGAGUCAAGAAAGGCAAAGAUGAGCACUCCAAGAAGAACAGGAUGACUGGUCGGGAGUUCUUUACGCGUUUCCCUGCUCUGUACCCGUUCCUCUUGACUCAGCUGGAGGAGGCAGCAGCCACAGUGGAGAGUGACAGCGGUCAGGUGAAGCUCCACCCCAGCCUGUUCCUGCUACUCCUGGUCCUGAGCCGGCUCUACCCCUCCCCCAUGGAUGGCUCCUCCUCUCCUCUGGGACUGGCCCCCUUCACCCCCUUCAUCAUCAGAUGUGGUCACUCGGCGGUAUACAGGACCAGGGAGAUGGCCGCUCGCGCUAUUGUCCCAUUUGUUCUGGUCACUCAGGUCCCGUCCACUGUCUGUGAUUUACUGAAGGAGCUACCUCUGAGCCCAGGCCCCAAGAUCCAACACAAUCACAUCCAUGGGACUCUACUGCAGGUGUUGUUCCUUCUUCGUUCCUUCCAGUCCGACUCUCACAGACCCCUCCCACCUGAAAACGGCAUCGGCUCAGCUCUCCGUCAGCGCAUGUGGAUCGCUUCAUGUCAGAACAGCUGUCUUGUGACCAGAGGAGCAUUUCUAGACGUCCUGGCCUGUCUGUGUGGGCCAAAGAUCAGUCUGUUGGAAGAUUGUGAGGUGAGAGAGUUACGUCAGGAAGUGCUCUCCAUCCUCUUGGCUUCAGAUCUGUUUGUCCCGGGACCCUCUUCGGUGGUCCCUGCUCCGGGCUCCACCCAGUACCUCCUCAGCCUGUCCCGGGUCGCCCUCAAUGCCACUGUGGAGCACCCAGAGCUUUGGGACACCCAGCAGGCACCUCAAUUAUUACAACAUUUACUGAGUUCCAUCAGUUAUGAGGUGCGUGCAUUGACUCUAGACACCCUCCUGAAGCAGCUCCAGCAGAGGAGUAUGGACAGGGACAGGGACAGUGACAGGGGCCCGGAGUGGCAAAAUCAGACCACCCUGAGUCACCUGACGUCCCGGGCCUUUCACGAGACACACCCCCAUUGUCUGUCCAAGGUCCUGGAAGUGCUGUGUGCGCUCUGUUCCUCCGAGCCCAUUCUCUGGUGGGACAGGGGCCGGCUUAUGUCCCAGGAGGAGGUCCACAGACGCCUGCUGUUUCUUGCCCAGACCUCGGCUCACAGUGUGGAGCUUCACUGUGCUGCCCUCACGCUGUUCUCUCAGCUGGUGGCUCAGCGUGUGACCUCUGACCCUCAGGAUGGUAGUGCAGCCUCCUGUUUCUCUGAAUGGGCUGCUCUGGUCUGCUCCUGCUGCAGUGAGGAACAUCCUGUGGAGGUCAAGAUGAUGGUGUCCAAAGUCCUGGUCCAAUGCACAGCUCCAGUCCUCACCAGCCCCAGUCUGCCUCUGGGUUUAGAUACAACAGUUUCUCUGUGGAGGAGUCUGGUCACGCUGCUGCAGGAUGAGGACCAGGAAGUGCGGGACGCUGCUGCCGACUUCAUCUGUUUUGUUCCUGCAGAUUUGCUUUGUCCAGAUGUGUCCGGUUCUUCGGUCUGCCCGCCCCUUGCCCUGGACUCCGCUGUGGGGGUCUUGUGUCGGCUUCUCAAACAGUGGGAGAGGGUCCCAGAGGGGGUCCUGAGUCUGACAGAAUGGCUGCUGGGAAAUGAGGACGUGAACCAGGAAGAAGCCGAGUCAGGAGAUGAGACCAGUCUGGACGAUGAAGACUUCCUGUUUGAGAAGGGCGCACUGAACUUGUGGGCGGAGCCAGUGCAGUGGGUGAGGCUGCUGCACAGACACCUCAGCUCCCUGGUCCAGACCUUGGUCCAGACCCUGGACCCUGGAUCUGGUCUGCACCUGUCCCGAAUCAGGACUCUGUCAGACCAAGCUCAAACCCAGAGUCAAAGUGCCCUGAAGUCCCUGUCAUCCCUCCCCUCUCUGCCCCAGUUCAUCUGCCCCAUGGAGCACGCAAGACUCACCCUCAAACACGACAGGGCCCAGCUGGCUUUAGACGUCCUACACAAGCUGAGGUAGAAAAUAGAGCUGCACUAUGUAACUUUUCUGAUGAAUAGCUUUGUCUGGAAUGUUCCACAGUACGACAUUAGACCUAUCCAGCAUGCAUUUAUCCAAUCAUUAUUGUUGUUUUUAUUGCUCAGAAAAACAAGCAUUCUUACUGUGGGUGGGCUUGCCUUUCCAAGGAUCUGGCUUUUAACUUGUGUUGUGGCGUCACCUGCUUAAGUGUAAUGCCAUACUGUGAAACAUUCAGCAAUAACAUCUCCAUAGAGACAAAAAGAUCCAGUAAAGUUAUAUACUGCACCUUUAACAUGUACUGUAAAAUAUUUUAGGAUCAAUUAUGUUUUUAAUGUUGCCUCUGGAAACGCCAGGACUCUAAGAGAAAGACAUUUGAUGAUUCAUUAACUUUCAUUUUAGGUCUGUUAUAUUUUCAAUUUUCAAGGUAAAAUUGGCAAACUUUUAAUACAGUGUGUAGAUUAUAAUAACUAUUCUUUACUCCAACAAUAAAAAUGAAGAA
Messenger RNA from Periophthalmus magnuspinnatus, 6321 nucleotides. It is a transcript of the gene thada, whose product is annotated as THADA armadillo repeat containing. NCBI's taxonomy places the organism in Eukaryota, Metazoa, Chordata, Actinopteri, Gobiiformes, Gobiidae. The coding region runs from base 45 to 5825 and encodes 1926 amino acids. The transcript has 39 exons. Gene Ontology annotation, biological process: tRNA methylation. The record is from RefSeq and is a predicted model, not a curated record. Gene Ontology annotation, cellular component: cytosol.